GCAAGGGGCAGGCGCAGAGUGUGCUGGAAGCUUGGAACUGUUCUUCAGAGUAAGCGUCUCUCUCUCUCUCACUCACUCUCCCCAGUCGUUAAGUCAGAGAGCAGAGGAGGAAGGGAAGGCAGAGAGACCAGGGGAGGUCUGACGACACCAUCCCAGCUCACCCGGCACCUAUUUUAAAUGCACAGAUUGCUAAAUGCAAGUGCACAGUCUAGCGAUUUACUGGAGGAUCAUCAAGAUUUACAACCAAGCUGUCACUCUGCAAGAGAUGUGUGCAACUUUUCCUGCCAGGACAAAAACUUAAAGGAGCUUUGGAAACAUAACAUGUGUAAAUGUCUAGAGUAGCAGUAGCUUUCAUUGCUGGAGGUCCAAUGUAAGGAUGGAUGGCGCAUGUUCCAGGCUAACGGUGUUCUUCACCGUUGUCUGAUCCAGAUUUAAAGGGAACAUCUAGCCAAACAGAAGGAAGAAGGAGCAGCUAAAUAUACAAUAACUUAAUCCACCUGCAACUCCUACCCAGGCUGAUAUGAUGCUGUGGUACAACUUUGGCCACCACUUGCUCUCUCUGGCAGCACUUCUGGUGAUUGUGAGCUCCGGAGGAGGGGAGCAGAGGAGAGGAACGGAUAGCAGCAGCACCAGCAGCACAGGUGGCAGUAGCAGCAGUAGCAGUGGCAGUAGCAGCAGUAGUGGAGGAAGCAGUAGCAAUAAUUACAGUAACAGACGCUUUCAUAAGAUCCAACAUGGCCAGUGCACCUAUACGUUCAUCCUACCUGAGGGAGACGGAGUCAGAGGAGGCUCAUGCCGGGAGGCGAAAACCGGUAGCCCCCAACAAAACGCCAACUCCCUCCAGAGAGACUCUCCACCACCUGAGCCAGAAUUUCCCAGCCAGAAGAUCCAGCAGCUCGAGCACAUUAUGGAGAAUUAUACCCAGUGGCUACAGAAGAUUGAGAACUACAUCAAAGAGAGCAUGAAGACGGAGAUGGCUCAACUGCAACAGAGCGCUGUCCACAACCACACAGCAGCCAUGUUGGAAAUGGGCACCAAUCUUCUUUCUCAGACGGCUGAACAGACACGCAAGCUAACUGACGUUGAGACACAGGUUCUGAAUCAGACAUCCAGGCUCGAGAUCCAGCUGCUGGAAAAUUCCCUAUCCACUAACAAGUUGGAGAAAGACUUAAUGGUCCAGACCAAUGAGAUCAGCAAGCUGCAUGACAAGAACAGCCUCCUCGAGCAGAAGAUGUUAGAAAUGGAGAUGCGACACCGUGAAGAGCUGGAGACGCUGAAGCAGGAGAAGGGAAGUCUCCAGGCCCUGGUGGGGAGCCAGAGCGGGGUUAUCAGGGAGCUAGAAUCCCAGCUGAGCCGGGCCACAGGGAACAGCACGGCCCUGCAGAGACAGCAGCAGGAGAUGAUGGAUACCGUCCAUAACCUGCUCAACCUCUGCUCCAAAGAUGGCGUUGUGCCUAAUAGUACAAAGGUUGUGGAUGAAGAGAAGAAGUUCCGUGACUGUGCUGACCUCUACCAGGCUGGCGUCCAAAAAAACGGAGUCUACACCAUCCAGAUCAACCCUCAGGAGACCAAAAAGGUGUAUUGCAACAUGGAAACAGCCAGUGGUGGAUGGACAGUCAUCCAGCGCAGAGAAGACGGCAGUGUGGACUUCCAGAGAACAUGGAAGGAGUACAAGAUGGGUUUUGGAAGCGUGUCUGCAGAGCACUGGUUGGGGAAUGAGUAUGUUUACCAGUUGACCAGCCUGAGGCAGUAUGCCCUCCGUGUAGAACUGACGGACUGGGACGGACACCAGGCCUUCUCAUUAUAUGACCGCUUCCAAAUCGGCAGUGAGAAACAAAACUACAGACUGUUCCUGAAAAGCCACAGUGGGACUGCAGGCAGACAGAGCAGUCUAGUAAUCCACGGAGCAGAUUUCAGCACCAAGGACAUGGACAAUGACAACUGCAUGUGCAAAUGUGCCCUCAUGCUCACUGGUGGUUGGUGGUUUGAUGCCUGUGGCCCGUCCAACCUUAAUGGCAUGUACUUCACCCAAGGACAACACAUAGGGAAGUUGAACGGUAUCAAGUGGCACUACUUCAAGGGCCCCAGCUACUCACUAAGAGCCACCGUCAUGAUGAUCCGCCCCCUGGACUUCUCCUAGUCCUGUGAACUUGCAAACUAUUUAACUUCCAAAUGGCUAUGUAGCACAUUAGAGGGACGCUUCCUAUUUUAUCCUCUUGUCUCAUCUCAUUUCGCAGGCCAUGGGUGGGAGUCUUCCAGUGAAUCUUUUAUUCAAUCUGGUUCUUCCCCAGAGCAACCGCUGUUGCUGUGCUACUGUUGCCUCAUAACCUUUCCCCUCAAUGAACUGAAAAGCAGUCAUGGGGAGGAAGACACGGUUCACCUGAACUCAUUUUUGUUCCCAAGCAGAUUCACAAACUUGACCUUAUUUAAGGACAAAUGUGUCCAGGUGUGUUAUCUCACACCUGGAAUCUGUGCGCAUUUUCAGCUUGUAUGACAAUUCAAGCAUGAUUUCAAACCACAAUUUUCCUGGGGACCUGUGUUGUAAUAAUACAGAGAAAUUGAACUUCUCUGAAUGGAAAGCCGCUAUCACAGAGCAGCACUGACUCUUAAACUGCAGGACAGAACUGAUCUGAAACGUUCUGAGGAGACAAAUGAGAGACAUGGCUUUUUUUUAAAAUGUUGCUCACAGAACACAGCCCAUAAAUAUUACGAUUGUGUUAUAUAUUGUGUUUUUAGUAUUAUUUUUGUUAUCCCAACUAUAUACAAUAUCCGAAGUGAGAUGAAAUUGUCUUUUGUACUGUACAGUGUAUACUGAAUUUCUAUCUGCAUUAUGUAUGAAACACACACGCUCAGUUUUAAGGUGACCUUGAAAUGCAAGUGAUUGGUAAUAGUUAUGAGGGUCACUUGCAGUAUUAGCUGGCAAUUACAUGCUGGCUGUCUUGACCGAGUGUGAUUAUUUUUAGAGUUCAAGAUGUGAGGUUAUUAUUGGAUUAGAUUCUGGACUGAGAUCCACUUGCCUUCGUCAUUGGCUGAGAAACGACUAAUACCUGCCAAGGUUCAGAUUGUGAGUGAUCACCUUACCUCUGCUCAAUAUGAAAAACAAGGACAUUAAUUCACAUUCAUAUAAUUAGUGAUAUAUAACAAUUACAGCUAUGUGCGCCUGGGGGAAGAAAAUGCACACAGCAUACACUACGAGUAAUAUGUAUUUUAAAAAUAAAUAGAUAUGCAGUGUAUUCCUGAGCAUAAUGAUGAAGUACCACGUUAUGAUCCUUCCUUAUUCGCAAAAGAUGUAAAUGCUUAUAUUAAGCUGGUGUCCCACAUGUACAAGACUCACAAAGAAGUUCAUAUUGCUGAAUCUUACUUCUAAAUGUAGAGGACAUUAUAAAACAACUUCAAGACCCGUCCUGUCAGUUUUAUCAUAUUCUAACCACUUACCUUAAGACAAAGAGCAGAUCAUUAAGACAAGUUGCAUUCAAAAUAUUUUUCACAGACAUCAACAUGACACAGUCUCAGAAUCCGGCCGGGUUCUGUUUCUCAUCAAUGCAGUUUGGGGAAAAAAAAGGAGCUAGAGUUGGAUACGAAGCAUGAAAUUAAUGAUCCCACCAAGUGAUCCGUGUGAACACAUAUUUCAUAACUUCCAGCUUAAAACAACAGAAUCUACUGUGGGGUAUUUACUAAAGGUACAUGUGGCAAGAAGAUAAAGUGUAUCUGGAACUUGUAAAACUACAAUUGACAUGUUUAUUAGCAUACUAAAAUUGUAUAAUUUAAUGUGUGUGUACGUAAAGCAGCUUUCCUGAGGAAAGCUCUUCUUUUUUCUGUUAUUACUCUGCCAGAAGUACAAUGGUGUUUUGAAGUUGAGCAUAAAACAUGGAAGUUAAGAUAAUAACCCUGGAGAAAUGUGCCUUUGAUAACUCUGCUUUUACCUCAUUAAAUUCCAGAUUUACAGAUUUAUUUAAAGAUCUUUUGUAACAUGUGGUCAGUGUUGUGUUGCUAGAUUAAAUAAAAGAGCAUGUGAUGCACUAACGUUUUCAA
This is a messenger RNA of Dicentrarchus labrax (European seabass), 4032 nucleotides long. RefSeq names its product angiopoietin 1 (gene angpt1). The transcript has 9 exons. Lineage: Eukaryota; Metazoa; Chordata; Actinopteri; Moronidae. Gene Ontology annotation, biological process: angiogenesis; Tie signaling pathway. Gene Ontology annotation, molecular function: receptor tyrosine kinase binding. The coding region runs from base 521 to 2140 and encodes 539 amino acids. The record is from RefSeq and is a predicted model, not a curated record.